AUGACUAUAAAGCUUUUUAUUGUUGGUUCAUAUUUUGGAUUAAAAAAACCUUCCAGUAUAAAUGAAUAUUUAUCUGAAUUUUUUGAAGAACUUAAUGAAUUAUUAACAAAUGGCUUACAAAUAAUUGAUUUAAUUUUGAAUGUCCACAUUAAAGGUAUAAUUGAUGAUGCUCCUGCUCGUGCAUUUAUAAAACAAGUAAAGGGACAUUCUGGGUACUUUGGGUGUGAAAAGUGUGAAGAAGAAGGUGAAUAUUGGGUGAAUAUGUAG
Molecule: messenger RNA, 267 nt
Organism: Macrosiphum euphorbiae (potato aphid)
Lineage: Eukaryota; Metazoa; Arthropoda; Insecta; Hemiptera; Aphididae
Source: the annotation of a GenBank genome assembly